CCUCAACUGUCCCCCAGCCUGAAGCGCUGCUGCCGGAAUCCAACACAACAAUGGCGACUCCCAGUCCGGACAGUAACUCUAACAGCAGCAGCUCCAGCUCCGGCUGCAUCGUCGGAUCCACGUCGCACCAGUUCCACCAGCAGACGCAGAGCAGCAGCAUGCAGGAAACCAACACCUGCUGGAGAUGUCAGAAUGAAACAGGGUUUCAGAUAAGCCUGUCUGGAGUGCCCCAAACUGGUCGAAGCCACAGUGUCGUCUGGUGCAUGUUGUGUGGAUCUGGAUCUGUUUCUGUCUUCACUCUGUCAGGGAAACGCAAAGCGCUGAAGUUGAACUUUGCCAACCCGCCAGUAAAACCCACCUCCAGGCUGCCGCUCCAUCCAACGCCUCCCUCCUUCCAAAACCCUCACAUAGAGCGACUGCGGACGCACAGUAUCGAGUCGUCGGGGAAACUGAAAAUCUCCCCCGAGCAGCAUUGCGACUUCACCGCCGAAGACUUGAGAGACCUCGGCGAGAUCGGCCGCGGAGCGUACGGCUCCGUCAACAAGAUGGUCCACAAACCCACGGGCCAGAUCAUGGCUGUCAAGAGGAUUCGCUCGACCGUGGACGAGAAGGAGCAGAAGCAGCUGCUGAUGGAUCUGGACGUGGUGAUGAGGAGCAGCGACUGUCCGUACAUCGUCCAGUUCUACGGCGCUCUGUUCAGAGAGGGGGACUGUUGGAUAUGUAUGGAACUCAUGGCUACCUCAUUAGACAAAUUCUACAAAUAUGUUUAUAGUUCACUAGACGACGUCAUUCCAGAGGAAAUAUUAGGCAAAAUAACAUUAGCUACGGUUAAAGCACUGAACCACUUAAAAGAAAACUUGAAAAUAAUUCACAGAGACAUCAAACCUUCCAACAUUCUCAUGGACCGAAAGGGAAACAUCAAGCUAUGCGACUUUGGCAUCAGCGGUCAGUUGGUCGACUCCAUAGCAAAGACCAGGGACGCAGGCUGCCGGCCGUACAUGGCGCCGGAGAGGAUAGACCCCAGCGCUUCCAGACAAGGCUACGAUGUCCGGUCUGAUGUUUGGAGCCUGGGAAUCACUUUGUACGAGUUGGCCACGGGCAGAUUUCCUUACCCCAAGUGGAACAGUGUUUUCGAUCAGCUCACACAGGUGGUGAAAGGAGAACCACCUCAGCUCAGCAACUCGGAGGACAGACAGUUCUCGCCCAAGUUCACCAACUUUGUUAAUCUAUGCCUUACAAAGGAUGAAUCAAAACGGCCAAAGUACAGGGAGCUUCUGAAACGUCCGUUCAUCAUGAUGUACGAGGAGCGCUUCGUGGACGUCGCCAACUACGUGUGUCGCAUCCUGGACAUGAUCCCCACCUCGCCCAUCUCGCCCAUGUACGUGGACUGACCUGAGCGAGUCCCAGUCGUAGUUUUAUUCACACGUUCCAAAGAUUUUAACUAAAGAGGAACUUUUAAAAGUCCAAAAUUGCCCGGUGCAAUACGUCGAGUCGUUAAAAAACAAAGGUUCAACUCGUAAACGUGUAAAUGAGUGUUUUGGUAGCGUGGCUUUAUUUUUCUUUUCGUUUAUUUUUCUUUACAUUUCCCCCCGAUAUGCAAACCUGUGUUUGAGUUUGUCUCUCACAGCCGACGCUCGCUCUCGGCGCGUUCCACUCUCAUGUGUUAUGGUGACGUUUGUGUUCAAAAAAGAUUUAAGCGUUAAAAAGUAAACGUAAAGAUGAAUUGCAAAAAGGCCAUUUAACAACACACAAAAAAUAUUUGAUACCCUACAAUAGCUGCUGAAAACCAGAGGACACAAAAUGUCCACACACCACCUGAAGCAUAGUGUUACCUUUGUCGGUGUCUCUAGCGAGUGUUUGGUCAUUUUCUUUGUCUUCUCGUUGAAUGACACAAGUGGACGUCUCCUAUGUCUUUUAUUUAAAGCUAAUUUCUCGACAUGAUAACCGUAUGAGACUGGAAAGAUCACCACUAGCUAGCAACAACCACAUUAGCUGCAAGUAUUUGACAGUGUAAAAGAUUAGCAUGGGUGCUUUGCUAUUUUUCUAAAGGGUAACUGGGUCAUUGUCGUUGUUAAAUGCUAGCUAAAGGUGCUUUUUUGGUAUAACAAUGAAAAAGAGAUUAGCAGGGGUGCUUUGCUAAAGGGGAGCUAGGUUAUUUUAACUGUUAAAUGCUAGUCAAUGCCAGCUAAAAAAUAUUUCUCUGUUAAGAAAAACCAUACAAAUAGCACUGAGAAUACGGUUAGCGUGGGUGCUCUGCAUAUUUUAUUCUUUGCUAAAGAGGAGCUAGGUCAUUGUAAAUGUUAAAUGCUAGUAAGUGCUAGCUAAAAAUGUUUCUCUGGUAUGAAUUAGGGACGCUACGUGCUUGUUUUGUUAUUCUCAUCGAUGACUUUCAUUGAACACCGUAAAAGGAACUGUUUUAAUUUUAAUCAAAAAAAAGAGAA
Solea solea (common sole) is the source of this 2441-nucleotide messenger RNA. It is a transcript of the gene map2k4b, whose product is annotated as mitogen-activated protein kinase kinase 4b. Gene Ontology annotation, molecular function: ATP binding; JUN kinase kinase activity. Lineage: Eukaryota; Metazoa; Chordata; Actinopteri; Pleuronectiformes; Soleidae. Gene Ontology annotation, biological process: protein phosphorylation; MAPK cascade. The transcript has 14 exons. Bases 51 to 1391 code for a protein of 446 amino acids. The record is from RefSeq and is a predicted model, not a curated record.